Molecule: messenger RNA, 1613 nt
Organism: Durio zibethinus
Lineage: Eukaryota; Viridiplantae; Streptophyta; Magnoliopsida; Malvales; Malvaceae
Product: feruloyl CoA ortho-hydroxylase F6H1-3-like
Source: RefSeq, a predicted model, not a curated record
AAAUUGAAAGCAAGCAGCACCGGACACUAGUUCUACAAUCUAUUGUAGCACUCUUCAAGCUCUAUCCUCUGCCAAAAACAACACCUUAUCUCUCUUAAAUUAGUCUAAACAAUGGCUCCAACACUUGCUGAUCCAUUCAGUGAUCCCUCAGCUUUGACUGAUUUCGUUAUUAGCCAAGGUAAUGGAGUGAAGGGCUUGUCUGAAGUGGGUCUCAAAGCCCUCCCUAAGCAAUAUAUCCAACCUUUGGAAGAAAGGAUGUGCAUGACCAACAUCAUAGCCCAAGAAUCCAUUCCCAUCAUUGAUAUGUCAAAUUGGGAAGACCCCCAAGUGGCGAAAUCAAUUUGUGAUGCUGCUUCUAAAUUGGGGUUCUUCCAGAUUGUUAACCAUGCUGUGCCUGUUGAAAUGCUAGAGAAUGUUAAAGAGGCGACUUACAGCUUCUUUGGGCUGCCGGCUGAGGAAAAAAAUAAGUAUUCCAAGGAACAUUCAUCUUCAAACAAUGUGAGGUUUGGCACAAGUUUUAGCCCUCAAGCAGAGAAGGCUCUCGAGUGGAAAGAUUACCUUAGCCUGUUUUACGUCUCUGAAGAAGAGGCUUCUGCAUUAUGGCCUCCUGUCUGCAGGGAGCAAGUGCUAGAUUACAUGAGGAAGUCUGAAGUUGUCAUUAAACAGCUAUUACAGGUGCUAAUGAAGGGUCUAAAUGUUAAUGAGAUUGAUGCAACAAAAGAAUCAUUGUUGAUGGGUUCAACGAGGACUAACCUUAACUACUAUCCCAUUUGCCCAAACCCAGAACUUACAGUGGGAGUAGGGCGUCACUCUGAUGUCUCGACCCUCACAAUUCUCCUUCAAGAUGAGAUUGGGGGGCUUUUCGUAAGAGGAAACCAGGGUGAUAACUGGAUUCAUGUUCCUCCAAUUAAGGGUUCUCUUGUGAUCAAUGUUGGAGAUGCAUUGCAAAUAUUGAGCAAUGGCAGGUACAGGAGCGUUGAACAUCGUGUGGUCGCCAAUGGAAGUAAGAACAGAAUUUCUGUCCCCAUUUUUGUGAAUCCAAGACCUGGUGAUAUGAUUGGACCGUUGCCUGAAUUGGUCGAAAGCGGUGAGAAACCAAUUUAUAAGCAAGUUCUUUAUUCAGAUUACGUCAAACAUUUCUUCCGUAAAGCGCACGACGGGAAGAAAACAGUUGAAUUUGCUGAAUUAUAAACAUGAUAUAAUAUUUUCCCUUCAUCCAUUAUAAGUUUGUUUAUGUUUUGAAGGAAAAAAAAAAGGCUGAAAUGAAUAAAUUUACAAGCAUAAAAGUAUGUUAAUAUGCUCAUAGAAACUAGCUAUCGUGCAAUAGAUGUAUUUUGUACUAAACCAAAAAAAAAAAACAAAAAAAGCUUAUUGAAAGCAUUCUUUUUAGUUAUUUCCCCCCAUUCUCCUUGUGAACAAGUUUCAAAUUUAUUAGCAACAGGGGAUAGUCAGGGCCACGGUCCUUCAAAAAAUUUUCACCUUUUUUAUAUUACAGCGCCUGAGUCCACUAAAAUAUUACUAUGAUCUUCUUUCUCCUUUGAAAUUAUUAUUUAGUGCUUCAUUUAUUCAAUUUCUGCUUUCGCCCCGAGGUUAGUGUGUAUAAAAGAAAUCUC